AUGACGGACAGCCAGUCCAGUAUCGAUGAAAUGCCACCUACGCCUACUAAGCCUAGUGGUGGUUCAAGCCGUCGAUCCAAGGAAAGCAGCCUUCGGCGCAAGACGUUCCGGUCACGCCCUUCGAUCGGCAAUGACACUUUUGCGGUCCCCUUGGACAACGACGGUCGCCCAACGAGUAAGUGCCUCUCCAUCUCAACAGAAGCAACCCCGCGCAUCGACAGCUCUUCAUUCGAGUACAAAAAGUCCAAUUCUACCAAAACGCGCAAAUCUCCUUCUACCCAAUGCACGCGGAAACGAACAUGGCAGACCAGCCAAGCUGGUCGCCCAUCUCCGUGUUCGCGGCGUAACAUUCGUACAACUUUUCAUUCCUCUGUUCCUCCGUAUCUUGCUGACCAAUCGACAGCUGCUGGAAGCCUAUUCGGUUCCUCUUCGCCGCAAACUCCGAAUGAGUCGUUUGGCGCACCAGAUGCGAGUAAGCUAUCGAUUACUGGGAACAGGCGUGGGUCACUUCCCUUCAACAACAGCUUCGGUAGCAGCUUCGGCCCAGCGACCCCCACGACUCCCAGAGACUCUUCAGCCUUCUUCAGUAGUGUGCAGGGCGCUAUUCCCAUUGGUCUCACGAAGAACGAUGUGGACGAGGCUCUGAGCUCCCGCUUCCACGAGAUCAAGCCUCUUGAUGGUGGCGAGGGUGAGUUUUCUACAGUAUACCGAGUGAGCAAGCCUGUCAAGACUUCACCCGGAAGGUCGCCUGCAGGCAGCCAGGUCUGGGUCGUGAAGAAGUCAAGGAAACCGUAUACUGGUGCCGGUGAUCGCCAGCGAAAGAUGCGCGAGGUCGAGAUACUGUAUGCCCUUCAAGGCAACGAACACGUGAUGGGCAUCAAGACUCAUUGGGAGUUUGAUUCCCAUCUCUACAUCCAGACGGAGUACUGCGAGGGUGGCAAUCUGAGACGCUACCUCGACACCGUUGGCUUCAACAGUCGCCUCGACGACUUCAGGAUCUGGAAGAUUCUCCUGGAGCUGUUGAUGGGUCUCAAGUUCAUCCAUGAGUCAGGAUACAUCCACCUCGACUUGAAGCCAGCCAACAUCCUCAUCGACUUUGAAGGUGGUCUCAAGAUUGCUGACUUUGGUCUUGCAAGCCAAUGGCCAGCACCCAAGCACAUUGAUGGUGAAGGCGACCGUCACUAUCUUGCACCCGAAGCCCUCAGCGGCCGCUUCGACAAGCCUGCUGAUAUUUUUGCUCUGGGCAUGAUGCUCGCCGAGAUUGCCGGCAACUGCGUGAUUCCAGAGAAUGGCGUGUAUUGGCAAAAGCUCCGAUCUGGCGAAUUCCAGAACGUUUUGCCGAGCUUGACCUGGAGUGCCGCCAGCAGCACUCUCACUCGAGACUCGCACGGUGAUCCAAUUACCGAGGAUUCCCGACCUUCUAUGGAUGGCUUCCUCAUGUCGGACGCGGAUGAAGAUCCGAUGGCUUCCAUUUCGGUCAACCCAGCCUCUAAUCCCGCCGAGGAACUCGCGCGCGCUCCUCGUUUUAUGGUGGAGCGGGAUGACCCAAGCUCCAUGGAUACUGUUGUACACGCCAUGCUCAACCAAGACCCUGAUCAGCGACCAACCGCCGAGCAAAUCCUUCAAUGCUACGGCUGUCAGUGGGUUGACUUGCGAAGGCGUUCUGGUGCUACCGUGUACGAGGGCAACUUUGGCCCAAGUGACGAGGUUCUCGCCACCUACACCACCAAGGACCAGGAUCAGGUUCACAGUGAUGACAUGAUGGAUAUGAGCUAG
Plenodomus lingam JN3 is the source of this 1776-nucleotide messenger RNA. NCBI's taxonomy places the organism in Eukaryota, Fungi, Ascomycota, Dothideomycetes, Pleosporales, Leptosphaeriaceae. The record is from RefSeq and is a predicted model, not a curated record.